Messenger RNA from Erinaceus europaeus (western European hedgehog), 856 nucleotides. RefSeq names its product oncostatin-M-specific receptor subunit beta-like. The record is from RefSeq and is a predicted model, not a curated record. NCBI's taxonomy places the organism in Eukaryota, Metazoa, Chordata, Mammalia, Eulipotyphla, Erinaceidae. The coding region runs from base 311 to 841 and encodes 176 amino acids. The transcript is spliced from 6 exons.
UGCCGUCUACACCCGCGGCCGGAGCCCGGUGGGUGCCCAGCCUCUCGCGUCUGCCCGUCUGUCUACACCCGACACCCGCGCGGCUGGAGCCCCGGGGCCCGUGAGUGCCUGGCCUCUGCCGUCUACACCCGCGGCCCGAGCCCGGUGGGUGCCCAGCCUCUCUCGCCUCUGCCUGGCCUGUCUUCACCCGCUGCCACCGCGACCGAGCCCCGGCCGCGGAAUGAAGCCCAGGGACUCAAGUGCACAAGGCAAAGCGCUUUGCCACUGAACCACCAGCCCAGCACACGAAGAAGCGCUGAAGUCAGAGCCCAUGGCUGUCUUCACUUUGUUCCAAACAACCUUCCUCAUGGCCUCUCUGUCCUUGAGCGUGUGUCACAGUGAAGGCCUGCACUACAAAUCCACCGCUCCUGGAGGCCACUUCCCCCAUUUUAUCGGAUGGGACAGAAAUUCAGGUUGCUUCAGACCCCUCAAACAAGAGUUCUUGUCUGAAUCGCCACCGUGGGCUCCCGAGUCCCUGAGAGUCUUCCCCAACUCUCCACAGCAGCGUUUGCAUUUACAAUGGACGGUUCACAGCCUUGACCAUCAGCAGCUGAAGCGACUGAACGUGGUUUUUCAGAUACAGAUCAGUAGAGUGAACACAGAGAAGGUUAUCUGGGUGGAGAACUACACCACCGCUGUGGAUGGGGACCACGUUCUGCGCUGGAGCUGGGAGUCUGAGCUGCCUCUGGAGUGUGCCACACACUUCGUCAGAAUCCGGGGUCUCGCAGGUGACGCCAAGGCCCCAGGACUCAGAUUCUGGAGCCAAUGGACUUCCUGGGAGAAAGUGGAUGGUAAGGAGUGAGGGGAUAAGGGAGUG